AUGAGGAUGAACCAGUUUUUGCGAGCAUUUUCACUAUUAUCCAUCUUCUAUCUCUUACAUCCUCCGGUAACCGAAGCUUUGACAAAAGGCAGAGUUGCGACUGUUUUGAGCAUUGACGGAGGUGGGAUCAGAGGUAUCAUUCCGAGCACCAUUCUGGCUUUCCUGGAAUCCAAGCUUCAGGAGCUUGAUGGACCAAAUGCAAGAAUUGCAGAUUAUUUUGAUGUAGUUGCAGGAACGAGCACAGGAGGGAUCGUAACCAUCAUGUUGACAGCUCCAAAUCAGGACAACCGCCCUUUAUAUGCUGCCAAAGAUAUUCCCAACUUCUAUUUGAAAAAUUCUCCCCUCAUCUUUCCUGAGAGCAGCCGGAACAACAUCGUAAAGUCAGUCACGAAUUUGUUUGGCGGGCCAAAGUACGACGGAAGGUACAUGAAAUCAAUAAUAAGGUCGGCUCUGAGAAAUCGAACCAUGAGUCAGACCUUAACCAAUGUGGUCAUACCAACUUUUGACAUCAAGAGCCUUCAACCCAUUUUCUUCUCCACCAAUGAUGCGAAAGCUAAUGCCACAAAGAAUGCUCUGUUGUCGGAUGUAUGCCUGGGGACAACAGCAGCUCCAACCUAUUUUCCACCACAUUACUUCCAGACCAAAGACGCACAAGGCAACACUCGGGCUUUCAACCUCAUCGACGGAGGAAUCGCCGCUAACAAUCCAACUCUGAUAGCCAUAACCCACAUAAACAAAAGAAUCCUGGCGGGUGAGUUUCAACCUGUGGAUAUGAGGCCGAUGGAAAGCAGUAAGAUGUUAGUUUUGUCAUUGGGCACUGGAACUGCGAAAUACGCUGAAAAAUACAGCGCUGCAGAGGCCUCUAGAUGGGGUUCUCUUGGUUGGGUAUAUAACAAUGGUAACACUCCAAUCCUGGAUGCUUACAGCAGUGCAAGCUCUGACAUGGUGGAUAUUCAUGUCUCCACCCUCUUUCAAUCACUUCAUUGUGACCAAAACUACCUACGAAUUCAGGAUGAUUCGUUGACGGGGGAUACAUCAUCCAUGGAUAUGGCAACCACAAGUAAUCUGCAAGCACUCGCCAAAGUCGGUAACGAUCUGCUGAAGAAGCCGGUUUCGAGAGUGAAUUUGGAGACAGGAAAAUAUGAGGUAGUUCCAGGAGAAGGUACCAAUGAACAAGCGCUUACUCAGUUUGCCAAGCUGCUUUCAGAUGAGCGGAAGCUUCGGCAAUCCAGCUAA
Oldenlandia corymbosa var. corymbosa is the source of this 1236-nucleotide messenger RNA. The record is from the annotation of a GenBank genome assembly. NCBI's taxonomy places the organism in Eukaryota, Viridiplantae, Streptophyta, Magnoliopsida, Gentianales, Rubiaceae.